Populus euphratica (Euphrates poplar) is the source of this 1263-nucleotide messenger RNA. It is a transcript of the gene ATSPO11-1, whose product is annotated as Spo11/DNA topoisomerase VI, subunit A protein. The transcript has 15 exons. The coding region runs from base 52 to 1149 and encodes 365 amino acids. Lineage: Eukaryota; Viridiplantae; Streptophyta; Magnoliopsida; Malpighiales; Salicaceae. The record is from RefSeq and is a predicted model, not a curated record. Gene Ontology annotation, biological process: meiotic DNA double-strand break processing; reciprocal meiotic recombination; meiotic DNA double-strand break formation. Gene Ontology annotation, cellular component: nuclear chromosome. Gene Ontology annotation, molecular function: ATP binding; DNA binding; DNA topoisomerase type II (double strand cut, ATP-hydrolyzing) activity.
ACAAACUAACAGUUUCUCAGUUCUAGACAGGCAAGAGAAAAAUAAAAAAUAAUGGAGAGAAAUGCAAGCUCAAGAGCUUUACUCUCAAAAAUCAAAGAUUUGACUGCAUCAUUAGUGAAAGAAAUAAGCGAGGGAAAAUCUCCUAGCGUUUGCAUCCACAAAUUUAGAAACUACUGCACCGAUCCCAAUUCUAACUGCUUGUGCAGCUCUGAUUUGCCAAAGGGGCAACAAGUUCUCACACUUACGAGACAAUGUCAUGCAUAUAGAAUAGAUGUCUUGCUGAGAGUGCUGGUGAUUGUUCAGAAACUUCUGCAAGAGAACCGACAUGGGUCUAAGAGAGAUAUAUAUUACAUGCACCCAUCUGUGUUUUCCGAACAGUCUGUUGUGGACCGCGCAAUUAAUGACAUAUGCAUCCUUCUGCAAUGCAGUCGUCACAACCUAAAUGUGGUCUCUGUUGGAAACGGGUUGGUAAUGGGAUGGUUACAGUUCUUGGAAGCUGGGAGGAAAUUUGAUUGCAUAAGUUGCCCUACCACUGCCUAUACCAUCCCUGUGCACGUUGAAGAAGUCAAAGAUAUUGUCAGUGUUGCCAAAUACAUACUCAUUGUGGAGAAGGAAUCAGUAUUCCAGCGUUUAGCAAAUGAUAAGUUCUGUAACGCAAACCGUUGUAUUGUGAUCACUGGAAGAGGGUAUCCAGAUAUUCCCACCAGAAGGUUCCUGCGGCUACUUGUUGAGAAGCUGUGUCUGCCUGUCUACUGUUUAGUAGAUUGUGAUCCAUAUGGCUUUGACAUCCUGACUACCUAUCGAUUUGGUUCCAUGCAAAUGGCAUACGAUGCAAAAAUUUUGCGUGUCCCGGAGGUACAAUGGCUUGGAGCUUUUCCUUCUGAUUUUGAGAAAUAUAAUCUUCCGCAACAGUGUUUGCUCCCAUUGACAGCAGAGGACAAGAGAAGAACCGAGACUAUGUUACUCAGAUGCUACCUUCAAAAGGAAGUGCCGGAAUGGAGGUUGGAGCUAGAGCUCAUGUUGCAGAAGGGAGUAAAAUUCGAGAUCGAAGCUUUUUCUGUGCACACCCUUUCCUUCUUGUCAGAGCAGUACAUACCAUCAAAGAUUCCGAAAGUUGAAGUGCUCCCUGGAAACAACUUCAAGAGUUGAGCUACUUGAUUGGAAAAGGUUUUUUUUUUUUUUUUUGAUAGUUGAGAGUUGAAAUCCUCGAUUGAAAAUGAAAUGAAAUUAAAAUACUUAAUUGAAAAGGAUUAAGUUCAUAUA